Mesorhabditis spiculigera is the source of this 381-nucleotide messenger RNA. The record is from the annotation of a GenBank genome assembly. NCBI's taxonomy places the organism in Eukaryota, Metazoa, Nematoda, Chromadorea, Rhabditida, Rhabditidae.
AUGACGAGACACGCCAAUUUGCGCGUGGUUAGAGCCCUGCUGCAGCUCUCCAUUUUCUGCCUGAUGCUGACGACAGCAUUGGCACACAGCCAAGAGGAGCCCGAUGUGCACAGUUUGGCCAAGCGCCAAGCAUUCCUGCUGCCCUACCGUAACCUGGGGGUCGAGACGAAUUUGGUGCCGCAGGACGAGAAAAUGGAUGAUGGAGACGAGGAUGAGGCCGAGAAUCCGGAACCCCCGGAAAUACUGCCGGACCCGGAUCCGGAUGAGGAAAACCCCGAGCCCAAGGCCGUGGCGCCGGCACGCGACGCGCGCGACUUGGUGGAGGUGGACUCGGUGCGGACGGGCGACGGACAACGGAUCGAUAUUGCACUCACCCAUCGG